Molecule: messenger RNA, 1984 nt
Organism: Dicrocoelium dendriticum
Lineage: Eukaryota; Metazoa; Platyhelminthes; Trematoda; Plagiorchiida; Dicrocoeliidae
Source: the annotation of a GenBank genome assembly
CUGCUAUUCGUUGAAUAAAAAUCAGCUUCACGUCAUGACUUCAGAAAGCACAUUACUGGUUCUCUGACAUUACCCUUGGUUGGGAACCAACAUGAAUUGGCACCUACGAUCUAAACAGGCAUAUCUUUCUAGUCGUUGCUUUUGACCUCCAUUAACCAGACGAAUUCACGCACGCUUCACGGUUAAUGCUUCUGCGACUGUAGCAACAUGCCCGACGAUCAUCGUGUAACGCAUGCCUCCUCACCCUAAACAUGUAUGCACAGUAGCGAUGGCAAUCAGUUACAUGGAGGUACAGGGAUCCUCCAGCGAAAAAGACCACAUCAUACUGUUGCUACAGUGGGAGAAGCAUUAACCCUGAAGCGUGCGUUAAUUCGCCUGGUUAAUGGAGGUCAAAUCCUAGAACUAGAAGGAUAUGUCUGUUUAGAUCGUAGGUACCAGUUCAUGUUGCUUCUCAACCUAGGAUAGUGUCAGAGAACCACCAGUGUGCUUCGAAACGUAAAGCGUGACUCCCCAAGCUAACAGGAACCUGCAUGGAGCUCUCCACUAGAUGCACGACAAGUAGGUUUUUCUGGGUUAUUUUAAACCUUUCUUGCUCCAUUCUCAUCUCAAUUGAUUCCUCGUUAAGUUUACUGAAUUGUUAAGACGAUGUGAUCUCGUUUCUGUUUGGUUCAUUUACUCGCCUUAUCUACACCCACGUGCCAUGUCUGAUUUUAUUAUCUCCUUAUCCAUUACUCAUCUAUCGUUUUUUCACGGGAUUCUAUAUCACAUUUCGGACGCCUUCUUUACAGCGGUUUGUUAACAUUCUCCCACAGUCUAGUUGCCUCCCUCGUUUUUUCUUUACCUCUUCCCACAGGAGCGCAUCAUGACACGCGACUACAAUGGCACCAUGUUCGAAGAUUCACAGUUCCUCGUCUUUUGCAAUCGAUUCGCCACAGUUUUUAUCGUGAUCCCCAUUCAUUUUCUUCCCCUGGGUAUUUUGGCCAAUCCACUGCAUCCAGGACGCCGGGCUCCCUUCUUCGAAUACUCCUUUGCUUCGUUUAGCAACAUACUCAGCAGCUGGUGCCAGUACGAAGCACUGAAAUACAUAUCGUUUCCUACUCAGGUGAUGUCGAAGGCUUGCAAAGUUAUCCCCGUGAUGAUAAUGGGUUGGUUCAUUCAAAAACGUUCUUACACUGCCACUGAAUACGCGACUGCGUUACUCAUCUGUAUAGGCCUCAACAUGUUUAUGCUCGGUCAUCCAGAGGACCACGCUCUCACGGUGAAUAAUACCGAUCAGCUCGACAAUUUCAGUGGUAUUUUGCUGAUCAUUGCAUAUCUUGCAUUGGAUUCGUUCACAACCAAUUGGCAGGACCGACUGUUCCGAAAGUAUUCGCUGUCCCCAGUGCAAGUCAUGGCUGGAGUGAACCUCUGGUCCGUUCUUCUCACCCUUAUUCCGCUACUUCAGCGAGGUACUCUGUUCUCCUCUUUGCAAUUCGGACUUCUGCAUCCGACCUUCUUCGGUGAUGUGAUCCUCUCUGCGCUCUGUUCAGCUGUAGGACAGUUGUUUAUUUUCAUGACUAUUGCAAACUUUGGUCCGGCCACUUUUGUACUAAUUAUGACUUUACGCAUGGGCUUGUCCAUUUUACUGUCUUGUAUCCUGUUCUCUCAUCGUGUGUCCACUGUGGGAAUAUCAGGGAUUUUGCUGGUAUUUUUUGCUUUAUUUCUACGCUUGUAUCUGCGAUCAAGAAGAGCGCCGAAAAGCUGACCGAUUGGCUCCGUUUUUCUACUCCUGGCAGUAUAGCGCCUACCAUGUCACAGACCCGUCUCCUUCCCGCCUCACUUUUCUUCACACACUAAAACAAGCAACUUUGUGAUACAUUAUUGAAUUUAUUUUGCCUUUACUUGUCUUGAGGUAUAUGAUAUUGAAAGUGCUCCUUUUCACGUCCUUCGUACUCACUUGUAAUUGACUCGUGUAUAAUGACGAAAUACACUGCUCGAAUGUGAA